AUGGCCCUUCCUAAGCUCGCAGGAGAAUUGUACCAAUUGUAUGACCAGAACAAGUAUGACGAGUGCCAGCGUCUUCUUCCGGCAAUAAAGAUGGAGUUGAUCAAGCACAACUUACUUGUUCCAGUUCCUUCCAACUCGAAGACUCCCGACCAGCUAAACGACUUGAAGAUCUCCGAGCGAAUUCUUGAAAUCGGUGCCUUACUGUCGUUGUUGUCUCACAAUUAUGCUGGGUUCGAGAACUUCUUUGCUUCAUUGCGUCCUUUCUACACCUCUACGGUGUUGCAUGGAAAAUCAGAAACCAACUCAGAUGCCACCAAGAUAAUCGCAUUGUACUUGCUCUACUUACUUUCACAAGGACUUAUAAGCAAAUUUCAUGUGGAGUUAGAAACCAUAUACAACAGCCCACUGUUCAAUGUCGACAAGGACAAGUACUUGAACUAUCCUAUUGAUUUGGAGAGAAACUUGAUGGAGGGCAAUUACAUCAAAAUUUGGAAGUUGCUACAGCACGAGGACUCCUUGCCAUGUAAGGAAUUUCAUCUUUUCACCCAAACCUUGAUCAACACCUUAAGAUACGAAAUCGCCAAGUCGAUUGAGAAGUCCAACGACUCCAUUCCCGUGUCAAAUUGCAGAACGUUGCUCUACUUCCCCCAAGAGCAGUCCGACAGGGCCUUUGAGGAGGCGUUGAAGCAGGAUUUAGAGGUGGAAGACUGGGAGUUCAAAAAUGGCAUCAUCUACUUCAACAAUAAGGCGUCUCAAAGUGCAACGACAACUGACAACACAUCAGUUAUCAGCAAUGUGUUGAACUACGCAGAACAAAUCGAGUCGAUUGUAUAA
Candidozyma auris is the source of this 834-nucleotide messenger RNA. Its product is annotated as proteasome regulatory particle lid subunit RPN12. Gene Ontology annotation, cellular component: cytosol; proteasome regulatory particle, lid subcomplex; nucleus. The transcript has a single exon. Lineage: Eukaryota; Fungi; Ascomycota; Pichiomycetes; Serinales; Metschnikowiaceae. The coding region runs from base 1 to 834 and encodes 277 amino acids. Gene Ontology annotation, biological process: proteasome-mediated ubiquitin-dependent protein catabolic process. The record is from RefSeq and is a predicted model, not a curated record.